Urocitellus parryii (Arctic ground squirrel) is the source of this 8288-nucleotide messenger RNA. Lineage: Eukaryota; Metazoa; Chordata; Mammalia; Rodentia; Sciuridae. The record is from RefSeq and is a predicted model, not a curated record.
GAGGGCUGAAGAUUUCCGGAUCAGCGGGUUCUUCAUCGGGAGACUAGGUGCUGCAGCUUCUUCUACGAGGUGCACUGGAGUCCCCUCCGGGCCCUUUGCUACCGGAGUGGAAGGAGAGUGUGGCGAUGGCGGCCCCUGUACAGCCAAAGAAAAUCGUAGCCCCUACGGUGUCCCAGAUCAAUGCGGAGUUCGUGACCCAGUUAGCAUGUAAAUACUGGGCUCCUCACAUCAAGAAAAAAUCACCUUUUGACAUAAAGGUUAUUGAAGAAAUAUAUGAGAAGGAGAUUGUCAAGUCAAGGUUUGCCAUCCGAAAGAUAAUGCUGUUGGAAUUUAGCCAGUAUCUUGAAAAUUAUCUCUGGAUGAAUUAUUCUCCUGAGGUAUCUAGCAAGGCCUAUUUAAUGUCCAUCUGCUGUAUGGUGAAUGAGAAAUUCAGAGAAAAUGUUCCUGCAUGGGAGACUUUUAAGAAGAAGCCAGACCACUUCCCAUUCUUCUUUAAGUGCAUCUUGAAAGCAGCAUUAGCUGAAAAUGAUGGUGAAUUUUCACUCCAUGAACAGACAGUCCUAUUGCUUUUUCUUGAUCAUUGCUUCAAUAGUUUGGAAGUAGACUUGAUACGGAGUCAAGUACAGCAGCUUAUCUCCCUCCCAAUGUGGAUGGGCUUACAGCCUGCACGAUUGGAAUUAGAAUUAAAAAAAACACCUAAGCUAAGAAAAUUCUGGAACUUGAUUAAAAAGAAUGAUGAAAAGAUGGAUCCAGAAGCAAGAGAACAAGCCUAUCAAGAAAGAAGAUUUCUUUCACAACUCAUCCAGAAGUUUAUCUCUGUUCUGAAAUCAGUCCCRCUGUCUGAACCUGUCACUAUGGACAAAGUUCAUUAUUGUGAAAGAUUUAUUGAACUUGUGAUAGAUCUAGAGGCCCUGCUCCCUACAAGGCGCUGGUUUAAUACCAUUUUAGAUGACUCUCAUCUUUUGGUUCACUGUUACCUUUCCAAUCUUGUUCAUAGGGAAGAGGAUGGUCAUCUUUUUUCUCAGGUUCAUCUUUGCCAACUGGAAGUACGAGCAUAUGAGAAAAAUUCAAACACACUCCACCAGGUGGCAUCAUACCUCUGCCUGUUGCCAACCCUUCCUAAAAAUGAAGACACAACUUUUGAUAAAGAAUUUCUUCUAGAAUUGCUGGUAUCUCGACAUGAACGUCGGAUUUCUCAGAUUCAGCAGUUGAAUCAGAUGCCUUUGUAUCCAACUGAAAAAAUUAUAUGGGAUGAAAAUAUUGUCCCAACUGAGUACUAUUCUGGGGAAGGUUGUCUUGCUCUUCCCAAGUUGAAUUUACAGUUUUUGACUCUUCAUGACUAUCUCCUAAGGAAUUUUAAUCUGUUCCGCUUAGAAUCAACAUAUGAAAUUAGACAGGACAUUGAGGACAGUGUCAGCAGAAUGAAGCCAUGGCAAUCUGAGUACGGUGGUGUAGUGUUUGGUGGUUGGGCACGAAUGGCCCAGCCCAUUGUGGCUUUCACUGUAGUUGAGGUUGCCAAACCCAACAUAGGUGAAAACUGGCCAACUCGAGUUCGUGCAGAUGUCACCAUCAAUUUGAAUGUCAGAGAUCACAUCAAAGACGAAUGGGAAGGUCUUCGUAAACAUGAUGUAUGUUUUCUAAUUACUGUGCGUCCCACAAAACCUUAUGGCACAAAGUUUGACCGGAGAAGACCAUUCAUCGAGCAGGUUGGCCUGGUUUAUGUCAGAGGCUGUGAAAUCCAGGGCAUGCUGGAUGAUAAAGGGCGUGUCAUUGAGGAUGGACCUGAACCCAGACCCAAUCUUAGAGGAGAAUCAAGAACGUUUAGAGUAUUUUUGGAUCCAAACCAGUAUCAACAGGAUAUGACCAAUACUAUACAAAAUGGAGCAGAAGAUGUAUAUGAAACUUUCAAUAUAAUAAUGAGGAGAAAACCAAAGGAAAAUAACUUUAAGGCUGUGCUGGAGACUAUUCGAAACCUGAUGAAUACUGAUUGUGUGGUACCUGACUGGCUGCAUGAUAUCAUUUUAGGUUAUGGGGACCCAAGUAGUGCCCAUUAUUCAAAAAUGCCCAAUCAGAUUGCUACCCUUGAUUUCAAUGAUACAUUUCUCUCCAUUGAACAUUUAAAAGCCAGCUUUCCUGGUCAUAAUGUUAAAGUAACUGUGGAUGACCCAGCUCUACAGAUACCCCCUUUCAGGAUAACUUUUCCAGUAAGAAGUGGAAAGGGGAAGAAAAGGAAAGAUGCAGAUGAAGAUGAAGACACUGAAGAGGCAAAAACCUUAAUUGUUGAACCUCAUGUUAUUCCUAAUAGGGGACCUUAUCCUUAUAACCAACCCAAACGUAAUACUAUUCAGUUCACUCAUACACAGAUAGAGGCUAUCCGUGCUGGAAUGCAGCCUGGGCUCACUAUGGUUGUGGGCCCACCUGGUACAGGAAAAACAGAUGUGGCAGUACAGAUCAUAUCCAACAUCUACCACAAUUUCCCAGAGCAGAGAACUCUAAUUGUUACUCAUUCCAAUCAGGCCCUGAACCAGUUGUUUGAGAAAAUCAUGGCGUUAGACAUUGAUGAGCGCCACCUGCUACGUCUUGGUCAUGGAGAAGAAGAGCUGGAGACAGAGAAAGAUUUCAGCAGGUAUGGAAGAGUUAAUUAUGUCUUGGCUCGAAGAAUAGAACUUUUAGAAGAAGUCAAACGGCUACAGAAGAGUCUGGGCGUUCCAGGAGAUGCCUCAUAUACCUGUGAAACCGCAGGUUAUUUCUUCUUAUAUCAGGUAAUGUCUCGUUGGGAAGAAUAUAUCAGUAAAGUGAAAAAUAAAGGUAGUACAUUACCAGAUGUUAUGGAAAUCUCCACUUUCUUCCCUUUCCAUGAAUAUUUUGCAAAUGCUCCUCAACCCAUUUUUAAAGGCAGAUCUUAUGAAGAAGAUAUGGAAAUUGCUGAAGGAUGUUUCAGACAUAUUAAGAAAAUCUUUACUCAGCUUGAGGAAUUCAGAGCCUCUGAACUGCUCCGCAGUGGACUGGACAGAUCUAAAUACCUGUUAGUAAAGGAAGCCAAAAUCAUUGCUAUGACCUGUACUCAUGCUGCCUUAAAACGACAUGACUUGGUAAAGUUAGGUUUCAAGUAUGACAACAUUUUAAUGGAAGAGGCUGCUCAAAUUCUGGAGAUAGAAACUUUUAUACCUCUUCUCCUACAGAAUCCUCAGGAUGGGUUUAGCCGACUGAAACGAUGGAUCAUGAUUGGUGAUCAUCACCAGUUACCUCCAGUAAUUAAGAACAUGGCCUUUCAGAAGUAUUCAAACAUGGAGCAGUCUCUGUUUACUCGCUUUGUCCGUGUUGGUGUUCCUACUGUGGACCUCGAUGCUCAAGGGAGAGCCAGAGCAAGCUUGUGCAACCUCUACAACUGGCGAUACAAGAAUCUAGGAAACUUACCCCAUGUGCAGCUCUUGCCAGAGUUCAGCACAGCAAAUGCUGGCUUACUGUAUGACUUCCAGCUCAUUAAUGUUGAAGAUUUUCAGGGAGUAGGAGAAUCAGAACCUAAUCCUUACUUUUAUCAGAAUCUUGGAGAGGCAGAAUAUGUAGUAGCACUUUUUAUGUAUAUGUGCUUACUUGGUUAUCCUGCGGACAGGAUCAGUAUUCUAACAACUUAUAAUGGCCAAAAGCAUCUUAUUCGUGACAUCAUCAAUAGACGAUGUGGGAAUAAUCCAUUGAUUGGAAGGCCAAAUAAGGUGACAACUGUUGAUAGAUUUCAAGGUCAACAGAAUGAUUACAUUCUUCUUUCUCUUGUACGAACCAGGGCAGUGGGUCAUCUGAGGGAUGUCCGUCGCUUAGUAGUGGCCAUGUCAAGAGCCAGACUCGGACUUUAUAUCUUCGCCAGAGUUUCUCUCUUCCAAAACUGUUUUGAACUAACUCCAGCUUUCAGCCAACUCACAGCCAGACCACUUCAUCUGCAUAUAAUUCCAACAGAACCUUUCCCAACCACUAGAAAGAACGGAGAAAGACCAUCUCAUGAAGUACAGAUAAUAAAAAAUAUGCCCCAGAUGGCAAACUUUGUUUACAAUAUGUAUAUGCAUUUGAUACAAACCACACAUCAUUAUCAUCAGACUUUCUUACAGCUACCACCUGCGAUGGUGGAAGAAGGUGAAGAAGGUCAAAGUCAAGAAACAGAAUUGGAAGCAGAAGAAGAGGCCAUGCUCAUUCAAGCUGAUGACAUACCAAGUCCACCUGAUGUCAGCUGUAGUCAAGAGACCCUGGCUUCUCGGCCUGAUUCCACCCCCAAUCAGACUGAGACCACUGCCAGUCAGACAGGAGCCAAUUCCAGGCCAGAAACGGUUACUGCUUCUGUGCCAGGAGCUGUAACUACUCCAGUAAAGGCAACCACCCCUCAGGAUGCCACAUCUGCCCCAACAAAGACCAACUAGCCAAAUUGUAGCCCUUUUUAGGGAGGACAUUCAGUCAUAAAGUCUAAGUAAAGUUACUUUUGGUAUUUUACAUUUGCUUCUGCUAUUUCAAUGGCACUAACUAAUGUGCAGUCCUUAUUUUUGUUAACUGGUUGUCCUGUAUGUAUUUUUAAAUUAUAUGUAUAUAAACAGUUCAGUUUAAUUUACUUAAACAGAAAGGCAAAUAACUAUUCCUUUGAUAUUUGAUCACUGAGUGUAUCUAUCCUAAUAUGAUUUCCUCUAGAAUACAUAAGACAUACUUCACAUUUUUAACAAACUCUAGACAAAAGGACAAAAUACACUGGAAUUAACUAUAAGUGCUCUUGAGCAAAUGUUCCAAUUAGAGAGGAAAUGGUUUCUUCUGUCAUGCAUACUGUGGGAUAUUUAAGUUCCAUCAUCUUUGAUUUACCUUUUGUUUUUUCUGUAAAGACAUUCCACUAAGAGCCAUAGGAAAAAGAUUUCUGUAGUUUAUCAAAGAGGUUUCCUUCCCAAGAAUCUCAGAAUGUAUCAGAAUCACCUAGGUUUGUUGUUUAUUCUUAGAGUCCACCUCAGACUUGGUGAAUCAGAAACUCAAAGGUUACAACAUGUCCUGCAGUCUGGUAGUGUUUGGGUUACUGGCAGAGUAGCAUCAGGUAAGGCUGGUAAGGUUAAAGCAGGAUUUGUCACCCAGCUAAAUAGGAACACUCUGGGCAGAAAGCAGGACCCAGACUCUGGGCAACAAUUCAGCUGACUUCAUUCUUUGUGCAGGGUAGAAGACUCCCAGUGUGGAGUUCUGUUUUGUGUCAUUUAGUUUUCUUUGUGGAUAACAAUCCACAAGGAGACCUUCAGGUGUGAAGUGUAUCAUAUUUGGGAGGGUAGAGAUAUUAGGACCUUCCUAUUCUAGUGUGAUUAGCAAACCACUAGCCUUGGUUAUCUUUGAAGUUUAUUAGAAAUGUAGAGAUAUGACCUCUGCUCCAGACCCAUUAAAUCUAAACCAGUAUUUCAACAAAGUUCUUGGCUGAUUUAUUUGCAUUUUCUGGUUUGAGAAGCACUAUAAUGAGAUUAUUGUGUUUUCUGACUACUGACCUCUGCCUAUAAGGACUGUAAAUGGGGUGGCCAGAGCACAAGAGAUGGAUAUAUCUAUAUAGGGUAGGGGAAAUUGCACUUAUUCUCUUUACCCCAUUUUGAUCGUCUGCUAGGCUGGCUGAAGGAGCACUUCCCCAAAGCAUAUCUACUUAGAGAAUUUGAGGAAAGAAUAAGAAUUGUACCUCUCAUCCUGGCAGUUUAAAGGGAUGGUUAAUUCAUAAAGACAUUAAACCCAGAAAAUUCUAUCCGUUGUUUUUUUUUUAGUGACCAGUGUUUGCUCAAUUCUACCAGGCCAUUAGACACACCUAACACAUCUAACUUCAUUAGAACACUGUAUAAAUGUUAGGAGAGGAGGGGGAAGUGAAAGGAAAUGAAAAGGAGUGAAAUGUGGAGGAAACUGUACUAGGAAUCCCUGGUCUAUUUGUUAUCAGAGUAAGGAUCAAGCCAGUCUGUUACAUAAUUUCUCUGAUAUAAGAAUUUGAAAGCAGAUGUUGUGGGCAUCUGUAUUAGGAAUAGCACUCACAGAAUUAUUUUCAUUUGUGAAUAUAUGGUAUCAGGCUAAGCAAGACAGAAAGAAGCUUUACUGUAUUACAGUCUUUCCUGGAAAAGAUUGAUUUUUUUCUCUCUACCCUUUAGAGGAUAUGAAUUAUGAUACCUGCAACCAAAAUAAACAAACUACUAGGCAGCUUUCUCAAACUGUUUUCCAAGUGUCACUUAGAAAAUCUCUCUGUCUAACUGGAUGACCAUACUUUUUUCUUUGCUGCUUGAUUUUUCUACCAUACUUUAAAAAACAAAUGCAGGCGGAAGAUGGGUAAGCCUUUUGUCAAAGGAAUUAAAAAUUGGAUGAGGAUAGGGGAAUUAAAUUGUUCACUCACUGGGAAGGCCAGAAAGUUACAGAAAAUCAUGGAACUUUUAAAGGAAUUUAAGGGAUUCUUUUUUAAAACAAUGAGGAAACAGAAUGGAGAGGCUUAACGUGGCUGGCAAAUGGGGCUGAGGGCAAAGUUAAGUCCAUACUCCUAAGGCAGUGUUUUAUUUAUGUUUCAAAUCUAUAAGAGUGAUGGCUUUUACCAAUUCAAGAGUUUUCUAUAUAACAUGGGAUUCUACAGACAGGUACUAGAGUCGUUGACUAUUGCAGAUUAGUGUUCCCAUUGCUCUCCAUCCUGUUUUUCAUAUUUGAAUAUGUCAUGAUUUGGAAUUCUAUUUUUAAAAGGAAACCAAAAAGAUGCAUGCUAAGAGAUUGAGCAUGAAAUGAAGCAAUUCAAGUACUGAGACUUUUUUUUCCCCCACAAAAUGCUGAGUUAAGAAAGUUCAUUACCAGCAGCUGAGAAAUAAUAACUCCAUUGAUUUGGGCAAAUGAAUGAGUAGAUCUAAAUAAACAUUAUCAGGACUCUUGAAGUUGGUGUGAUGGUAAAAGUUGAGAUGUUUUGCUAAAUACUAAAAGAAAACUGCAUAAGUGGAUCAUUUAUGUUUCUAUUAAAAAUGAAAUUUUUAUGAUCAAGAAAUAGCAUGAUAUUAUAAAGCAAACUUUGCACUCACCCUGACCUUGCUUAAAUUUCACCUAAUUUGCUUAUCGGCCUUUGAUUUGAACUUAGGCAGGAUUUACAACUUUAUAACCUCUGUAAGCCCCAGUUUUCUUCAUAAAAACAGGGAAGAAAUCUGCUUGGGGUUGUUAGUUUGUGUUAUAGAAUAAUGUUUAUGAAAAGAUCCAGCUUCUAGGCACUCAGCAAAUAUGUCUCUCUCCUCAUUUUUCUCCAAAACUUUGUGACAAUGUAGUUAGUAAGUUGUCAACUAAUCCUUUAACUUGACCACCUACCUAUGUCCUUAUCCAGAGAGCACAGAGGAUAAUGAAGGGGACAUGUGAUGCAAUUGACAUUUGAGGAUGUAUCAAAGAUCAGGUCUUCUGGUUAGAAACUUCUCAGUCAGUCCAUUAGAGCAUUGAGGUUAGUCUCUGCUGAAACUAACAUGCUCACAGAACAGUGUCACCAGAGGGAUAGUCACUAGGUUCCAUCAUGCUUCUGAUACGUGGAACUAAUCAGGUCUAACAGUUGUGAAUCCUGUACUGCCCCAUCCUUAAAUCAUUUGUUAUUAGAUUUUCUUGGUUUUGUGCCUUGAGUGUGCUAUUUUCUUAUUUUUCAGUCAUUCAAAUGGUGUUUUCAGAGCCAUUUCUUCAAUUAAAUCAAGAUACAAAAGAUUUUUUAAAAAUCCUUUUGUAGGAGCCAGAAGAGCUGUAAAAGAUAAGCAGUGCUUUCUGUAGAAAACUCUUGGCUAUUAGCUUUUGUAAUUAUUAGGCAAUCAUUGAUGUUAAUAGAUAUUUAAGAAUGGUGGAACUGGAACUGUACUUAAAGCCAGGCUUGUAAGUGAAGAUAUGGGAGGCUAUAUUUCCUUUACCCACUGGUACUCUUUAGUGCCCCAAAAAAGCUUUAAUUAAAUGGGAUCUAGAAGCUUUUGAUGCUCUGGUUUUUCUUCCUAGGAACAAACCCUAGCCCAGUCCCCUGGAGCGAGGCUCAGAAUACAGUCUGGUUACCACUGACAGUGUGCCAACUUUAUUCUCUUAGCCCUCUCCCUUUGGCUUACACAAAUUGCUGUGGUUGGUUAAGCUCUUUCACUUACAUACAAAGUUUCUGGUCCUAUUACUGUUCAGCGUAUUUCAGAAAAUACUAUUGAAAAAUACUCUGAAAAACCAAUUUCCUUGGUCAAGUAUGUUUGGGAAACAAAAUGAGUUAUUAUUCCCCAUUUGCAGAAUCUCACUUGGCCAAAUAAAGGUUCAAGAAGUUCUGCUGGAAAGAAUCAUGUUUAUAA